CACCAAAUACAAAAGACAUUAUGGGUGAAGUAGAAGGAGACCAUCGAGGUGACCUAACAUUGAUACCAACGGAGGAAGAAGAAGAGCGAGCAAGAGUCGAUAUCUAUAAAUAUAUAUUCGGGUUUGUUGAAAUGGCUGUAGUGAAAUGUGCCAUUGAGCUUGGAAUAGCUGACACCAUCGAAAGUCAUGGAAGACCCAUAUCUCUCUUGGAGUUAUCAUCAGACUUAGGCUGUGCUCCUCAUACCUUUCACCGCAUAAUGAGGUUUUUGGUGAACCGCGGAAUAUUCAAAGAAAUCAGAAACGAGGCCGUUGAAGGCUGUUUGUACUCACAAACAGCCCUCUCACGCCUCCUUGUGAAGUCCGGAGAUAGAAGCAUGGCGUCGUUGGUGUUGUUAUUGAGCAGCAAUCCUAUGAUGGCGUCGUGGCACGGCCUAAGUGCCCGUGUAACUGGUUCUUCGGCACCAUUUGAGGCGGCAAAUGGCGAGGAUAUAUGGAGCUACACGGCAGCCAAUCCUGGGCACAGCCAGCUAAUCAAUGAAGCAAUGGCCUGUCAUGCCAGGGCCACCGUGGCUGCAAUAUUAGACGGUUGUUUGGACGUGUUCGAUGGUAUCGGUACAGUCGUCGACGUUGGUGGAGGCAAUGGAACUGCUAUGCAGUUUUUGGUUAGGGGUUGUCCUUCGAUUCAAGGAAUUAACUUUGAUCUUCCCUAUGUUGUGUCUGCUGCGCUAAUAUGUGAGGGUGUUGUCCAUAUUGGUGGUGACAUGUUUGACUAUGUCCCUAAAGCUGAUGCUGCUUUUCUCAUGUGGAUUCUCCAUGACUGGGGAGACGAUGAGUGUAUUCAAAUACUAAAGAAGUGUAGGGAAGCUAUCCCGGAGAACAAAGGGAAAGUGAUAAUAGUAGAAUCUGUGAUCGAAAGUAAACCUCAAAAGGUUGUCAAAGAAGAGCUGGAGCUAAAAGAUCUGGGCUUCUUUCUAGAUAUGGUGAUGAUGGCUCAUACUAACAAUGGCAAAGAGAGGACCAUGGAGGAAUGGGCUUAUGUUCUUGGUAAAGCCGGUUUCCCACGAUACAACGUCAGAUCUAUUAAUGGUUCUGCCUGCUCUGUUAUCGAGGCUUUUCCAGUUUAAUUAAUAAUUCAGUUCUCUUUCCAGAAAAAAAAAAUAAUAAUUCAGUUCUCUUAAUUAGAUAUAUGUUUAUAUAUACAGUGGUGAUCUUAAAUGACGAGUAUGUAAUUUGUUGUUGUGGGGUAGUGAUUUCUGUCUAUUUUUCUGGUUUCGAGUUCUCUGAAACUUGUAUGUGUGUGUGAAUAAAGUAUUUUUCUUUUUUUAAUAAUCACUAAUGUUGACAAAGUGUAUCAUUUUGUAUCAUAAUAUAUAUGCGAGUUACAUUUUUUU
Humulus lupulus (European hop) is the source of this 1391-nucleotide messenger RNA. Its product is annotated as acetylserotonin O-methyltransferase-like. Gene Ontology annotation, molecular function: protein dimerization activity; O-methyltransferase activity; S-adenosylmethionine-dependent methyltransferase activity. The record is from RefSeq and is a predicted model, not a curated record. The coding region runs from base 21 to 1124 and encodes 367 amino acids. The transcript is spliced from 2 exons. Gene Ontology annotation, biological process: methylation. Lineage: Eukaryota; Viridiplantae; Streptophyta; Magnoliopsida; Rosales; Cannabaceae.